Molecule: messenger RNA, 2139 nt
Organism: Fusarium oxysporum Fo47
Lineage: Eukaryota; Fungi; Ascomycota; Sordariomycetes; Hypocreales; Nectriaceae
Exons: 5
Coding region: 1-2139 (712 amino acids)
Molecular function (GO): DNA binding
Source: RefSeq, a predicted model, not a curated record
AUGGGCGACUACAUGGCCCAAGUCGCGGCACCCGGAGCCUACAAUUUAGCUAACGUCCACGACCAACAAAAAAAUGAACAAACAGCUUCCCAGGCAGGGAAAAGGUUCUCACUAGACUCAACACGAGUGUUGAACAAGUGGCUUGCGAAUCAUCCUCAGCACCCUUAUCCCAGCGUUAGAGAUGUUGAGUCUACGAUCCUGAACUGGUUCGCCAAUGCUCGCCGCAGAAGGAAGUUUAGGCCACCGGUCGCAUCAGAACUUACGUCUGAGCCAUCGGGUGUCGGCCCCAGAGACAUUCCUUCGCACCGUCCGCCGACACCAUUUGUCGGACAAGAGACCCCGCUAGAACGAUGGAAGAAUUCACCACCGGAAGAUGAACCUUCUAGUAUCUCUGCCAUUGCAAGAGCAGUAUCCAACGCAUCUAGCGCUUUGGUAGAGACUCCUGAUACAGCUCACGCCAGGCUGAGACAAGCACCAUCUUCGACUGGAACCUCCAUCACUAGUGCAGACAAUUCGGACUCCAGUAGGAGCUCUCAUGCCUCUAUCAAUUCUCACGCAUCAGAUGCAUCGCUAGAAUCGUUGAGGAAACUCAAGAAGAAGCGCCGACGUGCCUUGAGAUCUAACAAGGGUGACCGAAGGGUUCUUUCUCAGGUCUGUCAUCGUUUUCAAUGCACCUUUUGCACAGAGACCUUCAAGUUAAAGCAUACUUGGCAACGACACGAAAUAACACUACACCUAUCACUUGAGCAAUGGGUGUGUUCGCCGUCUGGUCCAUUUAUUCUCAAUCAACAGACCGAACCAGAAUGUGUUUACUGUGGACUUGUUAACCCAGAGCGUGCUCAUUUUGACAUGCAUAACCACGAUUUCUGCUUUGGAAGGGAGAGAGAGGAGCGAGUUUCCUACCGAAAAGACCACCUACGCCAACACCUAAGACUCGUCCACGGAUCCCAGUUUUCGAAAUGGCCCAUGGAAGGGUGGAAGUUCAAGCUCGAAAAUGUGCAAUCCCGUUGUGGAUUUUGUGAUGAUCAGAUGGCCACAUGGUCUGAGCGAGUGAAUCACUUGGCGGAACAUUUCAAAGAUGGAAAGACAAUGGCUGAUUGGAGGGGUAAUUGGGGCUUUGAUGCAUCUAUUCAUGAGAUGGUAGAGAACGCGAUGCCUCCCGCAUUUGAGCUGCUUCAAUCGGAACUGGAUUAUUUCUUCUCCAACUACGUCGAUGUCAACCAUUGCGUUCCGCCCGACGAGCUCCUGCAUUUGGAAGCUUGCUGUAUUAUUUUUGGAGCAGAGCUGUCUUAUAACCACCCUCUAAUCAACGCCACAUCUUGGCUUCGCGACCUUCUGAUGGGUACCGAAGAUGUUGUCAAGAAAGCGCAGAUGACACCCAUGAGAAGUGCUGCUAGAUCCCGGUUCACUGAGCUAAAGAUCCACAGCAAGAACGACAUUUUCGAAGACUGUAAAUUGGAGGCCUCUUUACGUCAAUAUGUCGACUUCUUGCAGAUGCUAGAUUUCGAGAUUGGGGAUGACGAGCUUCAACAGGAGGCGUGCUCCAUUAUUGAUCACAUACCUGGAGCUUCGCCCAUGUUCACCAACUUAUUGGUUGGUCUUAUCUAUAGCUCAACAAAAUGGUUGGCUCCGUUCCGCCUUCGUGUAGGGCUGCCUGCUGAUGGUGCCAACCCACACUCGGCGGAGCAAAGUUUGACAUUGGAAGGUUUGCAUGCACCCGCCUCAGCCGGCACACUGGUCCCAAAUACGGUAGCCCAACGCAACGAAAUCGGGACAGACUCUGAGAAGAGGAUUCAUUCGCUCCAAAACGAAUCCAGGACAGGCGCCGGUGCCCAAGCCCACAAAGUCGUGUCCCUCAACAUGUAUAGGGGCCUUACCAGAGAGUUGACAAGGUUCGUUGCUCGGACCAUCUCGCCACUGAAUCCGACCAGCCAUGUCCCCACGGACGAAGAGCUUCAGUAUCAGGCGCGUUGGAUCAUGUACGAUAGUCACGAUGUUUGGAACCAAACCCCAGCUGAUAAUAUGGACUGGCUCUCGGAAUUUAAAAAAGACUCCAGCUUCUUCGAAAAUUUGGAAUCCGCUACUAUCAACCAUAACUCUUCCCCUGUCCGUUCAGGGUAUUCGGGCGCUUUGUAUUGA